AUGUCUCUUGGUUUGGAAAUUUGUAUAGACUCAUAUCACUCAGCCAAAGCAGCUAUAGCUGGCGGUGCUGAUCGACUUGAGGUUUGCAGUUCUUUGGCUUUGGGUGGACUGACUCCAUCUAUAGGGCUGGUACGUAUGCUGAAGAAAACGUUUCCUGAAGCUCCGUUAUUCUGUAUGUUACGAACUAGAUCCGGGAAUUUUAGCUACAGCGAAGAUGAUCUGAACGUGAUGAAAGAGGAUUUGAUUGAUCUGAAAAACGCUGGAGCUGCAGGAUUUGUUUUUGGUUUCCUUGAUGAGGAGUUUAAUUUGGAUGUAAAAACUUGCAAAGAAUUCAUUGAUCUUGCCGACAAGCUUCCUUGUACUCUUCAUAGAGCCUUUGAUGUGGCUCAAAAUUGGAAAAGAUGCUUGGAUGAAGCAGUUGAGAUAGGUUUCAAAUAUAUUUUGACGAGCGGACGGCAUGCAACUGCUAUAGAAGGAGCCAGUGAACUGUUUGAGAUUGUCAAUUAUGCCAAAACUCGCAUAACGAUUAUGGCUGGCUCUGGUGUGAACAGCCAAAACUUGAAGCAAUUGAUUGAUCAAACCAAUGCUCCAUGGUAUCAUGGUUCAGCCGCCAAGAAAGUGAUGGGAGAGACUAAAAACAAGAUUGCCAUGGGAUCAGCAGAUAUGGAUGAUCUUAAGUAUACUUGCUCGGAAGAAACAAGAAAAAUGAAAAAUCUUCUUUUAAACUCUCAUUGA
Messenger RNA from Auanema sp. JU1783, 735 nucleotides. The record is from the annotation of a GenBank genome assembly. Lineage: Eukaryota; Metazoa; Nematoda; Chromadorea; Rhabditida; Rhabditidae.